UUUCAAUGUUUUUUAAUGUCUCUGUUGGCUCUUGCCAGAUGUUCAGGCUCUGUUGCUCCCAUCCCACCCUGACCAAGAUCACGAGGCACCCACCAGACUUCCACACUCCUCUCCACCCAGCCUGCAGCUGGAGCCACACCCCAUCUCCCAGGACCUAUGCUGGUACUGCUACUCUUUCUAGAUAAGAGUAAUUUUUUUAGAAUAUUGGCUUUCUCUCCCUUAAAGGAUUCAGAGUUCAGGUAUUUAAGAGAUUAUGGCAACUGAGGCCCACAAUGUUAAAAAACGAACCUUUUGUAAUAAUAUUGAGGAUCAUUCCACUGAUCUUCCUAGAAAAAGGAUCUCUAAUUUUACUAAUAAGAACAUGAAGGAGGUUAAGAAAUCUCCAAAACAGUUGGCUGCUUACAUAAAUAGAACAGUUGGACAAGCUGUGAAAAGCCCAGAUAAACUACGUAAAGUGAUCUAUCGCAGAAAGAAAGCGCAUCAUCCUUUUCCAAAUCCUUGUUAUAGAAAAAAACAGUCCCCUAGAAGUGGGGGCUGUGACAUGGCAAAUAAAGAAAACGAACUGGCUUGUGCAGGUCACCUACCUGAAAAAUUACGCCAUGAUAGUCGAACAUAUUUGCUUAACUCCAGUGAUUCUGGUUCUUCACAGACAGAAAGCCCAUCAUCAAAAUAUAGUGGGUUUUUUUCUGAGGUUUCUCAGGACCAUGAAACAAUGGCACAGGUUUUGUUCAGCAGGAAUUUGAGAUUGAAUGUAGCUUUAACGUUCUGGAGAAAGAGAAGUAUAAGUGAACUUGUAGCCUAUUUGGUGAGGAUAGAAGAUCUUGGAGUUGUCGUGGAUUGCCUUCCUGUGCUCACCAAUAGUUUACAGGAGGAAAAACAGUACAUCUCACUUGGCUGCUGUGUAGAUUUGUUGCCUCUAGUCAAGUCCUUACUUAAAAGCAAAUUCGAAGAAUAUAUAAUAGUUGGUUUAAACUGGCUUCAAGCAGUCAUAAAAAGGUGGUGGUCAGAACUAUCAUCCAAAACAGAAAUUAUAAAUGAUGGAAAUAUUCAGAUUUUAAAGCAGCAAUUAAGUGGAUUAUGGGAACAGGAAAAUCAUCUUACUUUGGUUCCAGGAUAUACUGGUAACAUAGCCAAGGAUGUAGAUGCUUAUUUAUUGCAGUUGCAUUGAGAGACUAUCUACUAAAAAGAGCAUUUGAUUAUUCAAAACGUCCCCAGACUAAGAUUUCCAAAAAAAAAAAAAAAAAAAGUCUCCUUUGAGAACUGUGAACUGUGGAAGAAAUCAAAACUUUUUUUUUUUUCUUAAAAAGCCACACGUGAAACCACUAAUGAAACCCUAACAAUCUGCUUCACAUUGAAGUGGAAAAAUGUACAAAAGGAGCAGCUUCAACUUCAAUGAGGUGAAAGUGCACUAUGAAGAUUGUUCCCCUUUGCUGCAUUUGGGACUUAUAUGGUUAUUUGGUAACAUUGUUUAAGAACUACUGGGUCUUAAUGCAAUACUGCAUAAGAAUAUAAUUUAUACUAUGACAGAAAGAAGACAGUACUUAUCACUAGGAAUCACAAAGACCAAUCAUCGUUACUUUUUUGAAGAUUGUGUUUUAUAAGAAAACACUUAAGUGUGUGCAGCUAUUUUCUUAUUUUGAAAAGACUUUGCAAGUUUAAAACAUCAUAGAAAAUAAUCAGUACUAGAAAUUUGUUGUCCACACUGAGAUACUGUGUAUACAAGAUGCCUUAAUUAUUAAUAAGCCAAUGUGUAUGAUAUGAAUAUCUGUUUAAAAAAUUAACAUCAAACAUGCUCUGGCAUGAUAAAAUCAUGGAAUUAAAUCAGGGGUUUCCAUUCAUGUAGAACGUUGUUGCUAAAACUUACUCCAUACCAUUUUUAAAACUUGAGAAUAUUUUUAGUAUCUCUGAUUUUUCUUUGCCAGAAUCAUUGUGUCAUGUAUGUAUGUGUUAUUCCUAUAUAAAAGAAAAGGUGAAUAUGUAUUUGUAUGAAUGCUUAACUAGAAAUGUCCGUGGAGUUAGCUAAUUUAUAUUCACUUUUUAUUGUAUAUAGAUUUCUAAUAUUUUCAGUUCUGUAUCAUUUAAGCUUUCUUCAUUUGAGUAAAUUCACUAAAUAUUUCUA
Neofelis nebulosa (Clouded leopard) is the source of this 2119-nucleotide messenger RNA. RefSeq names its product katanin regulatory subunit B1 like 1 (gene KATNBL1). Bases 254 to 1168 code for a protein of 304 amino acids. Gene Ontology annotation, cellular component: nucleolus. Gene Ontology annotation, molecular function: microtubule binding. NCBI's taxonomy places the organism in Eukaryota, Metazoa, Chordata, Mammalia, Carnivora, Felidae. The transcript has 10 exons. The record is from RefSeq and is a predicted model, not a curated record.